Molecule: messenger RNA, 2885 nt
Organism: Marmota monax (woodchuck)
Lineage: Eukaryota; Metazoa; Chordata; Mammalia; Rodentia; Sciuridae
Gene: Dpysl3
Product: dihydropyrimidinase like 3
Exons: 14
Coding region: 169-2223 (684 amino acids)
Biological process (GO): actin crosslink formation
Cellular component (GO): cytoplasm; cytosol
Molecular function (GO): hydrolase activity, acting on carbon-nitrogen (but not peptide) bonds, in cyclic amides
Source: RefSeq, a predicted model, not a curated record
GGCUGGCUCGCUGGGGACAGACAGGAAUCGGAGCAGCACUGCCGCCUCUGGCGCGAAGGCUCAGGCGCCUCCUCCCGCCCCAGUCACUGUGGCUCGGUGCACGCUGCCGCCGGCUGCCCUUUCCGUCUCUGGGGAAGAAAACCAGCGGGCCGCUGUCGCGCUUGAACCAUGGCCUCCGGACGACGAGGCUGGGACAGCUCCCACGAGGAUGAUCUGCCCGUGUACCUGGCCAGGCCGGGAACCACCGACCAGGUCCCACGGCAGAAGUACGGCGGCAUGUUCUGCAACGUGGAGGGAGCCUUCGAGAGCAAGACGCUGGAUUUCGAUGCCCUGAGCGUGGGGCAGCGAGGCGCAAAGACUCCCCGGAGCAGCCAGGGCAGCGGCCGCGGCUCAGGGACUCGGCCCGGGGUCGAGGGGGACACCCCACGCAGAACCCAAGCCCGGGAGGAGAGCAGUGAGCCGGCGCCUGAGUCGCUCGAGCCCGCCGGGGUGGAGAUCCUGAGCGCCACAGGCAAGGAGGUGUUGCAGAACCUUGAUCCGGAGGACAAGAGUGACCGUCUCCUUAUCAAGGGAGGCCGAAUUGUCAAUGAUGAUCAGUCCUUCUAUGCUGACAUUUACAUGGAGGAUGGCUUGAUAAAGCAAAUUGGAGACAAUCUGAUUGUCCCUGGAGGAGUGAAGACCAUCGAAGCCAAUGGGAAGAUGGUGAUCCCUGGAGGCAUCGACGUCCACACUCACUUCCAGAUGCCGUACAAGGGAAUGACCACCGUGGAUGACUUCUUCCAAGGCACAAAGGCUGCCUUAGCAGGUGGCACCACCAUGAUCAUUGACCACGUGGUGCCGGAGCCUGAGUCUGGCCUGACGGAGGCCUAUGAGAAGUGGCGUGAGUGGGCUGAUGGGAAGAGCUGCUGUGACUAUGCCCUGCAUGUGGACAUCACCCACUGGAACGACAGCGUCAAGCAGGAAGUGCAGAACCUCAUCAAGGACAAAGGGGUUAACUCCUUCAUGGUUUACAUGGCCUAUAAGGAUUUAUAUCAAGUGUCCAACACAGAGCUCUAUGAGAUCUUCACCUGCCUGGGAGAACUGGGAGCCAUUGCUCAAGUCCAUGCCGAGAAUGGAGAUAUCAUUGCCCAGGAGCAAACCCGGAUGUUGGAAAUUGGGAUAACUGGCCCAGAAGGACAUGUUCUGAGCAGACCAGAGGAGCUGGAAGCUGAGGCUGUGUUCCGUGCCAUCACCAUCGCCAGCCAGACCAACUGCCCCCUCUACAUCACCAAGGUCAUGAGCAAGAGUGCAGCCGAUCUCAUCUCACAAGCCAGGAAAAAAGGAAAUGUGGUCUUUGGAGAGCCCAUUACUGCCAGCCUUGGUACAGAUGGAACUCAUUACUGGAGCAAGAACUGGGCCAAGGCGGCUGCAUUUGUGACAUCCCCGCCUCUGAGCCCUGACCCGACCACUCCUGACUACAUCAACUCCUUGCUAGCCAGUGGGGAUCUUCAGCUCUCUGGCAGUGCCCACUGCACCUUCAGCACUGCCCAGAAAGCCAUUGGGAAGGACAACUUCACUGCCAUUCCUGAGGGCACCAAUGGUGUGGAGGAGCGGAUGUCUGUCAUCUGGGACAAGGCCGUGGCCACUGGGAAAAUGGAUGAAAACCAGUUUGUGGCUGUGACAAGCACAAAUGCUGCCAAGAUCUUUAACCUGUAUCCCCGCAAGGGAAGAAUAUCUGUGGGUUCUGACAGCGACCUGGUCAUCUGGGAUCCAGAUGCUGUGAGGAUUGUCUCUGCCAAGAACCACCAGUCGGCUGCAGAAUAUAACAUCUUUGAAGGGAUGGAGCUGCGUGGGGCGCCUCUGGUCGUCAUCUGCCAGGGCAAGAUCAUGCUGGAAGAUGGAAACCUACAUGUGACUCAAGGGGCAGGCCGCUUCAUCCCUUGCAGCCCAUUCUCCGACUAUGUCUACAAGCGCAUUAAAGCCAGGAGGAAGAUGGCGGACCUGCAUGCCGUCCCAAGGGGCAUGUACGAUGGGCCUGUGUUUGACCUGACCACCACCCCCAAAGGGGGCACCCCUGCAGGCUCUACCCGGGGCUCUCCCACUCGGCCAAAUCCACCUGUGAGGAAUCUCCACCAGUCCGGAUUUAGCCUGUCAGGCACCCAAGUGGAUGAGGGGGUCCGCUCGGCCAGCAAGCGCAUCGUGGCGCCCCCUGGAGGCCGUUCUAAUAUCACAUCCCUGAGUUAAGCAACCUCUCCCUGAAGAGAGGGGCAGAUGCAAGAAGAGAUUUUUUUCCAAGCCAAAAUGGUACACCAAUGUUUAAGAAGGAAAGCGAAUCCAAACGGCUGUGAUCUAAAGAAUCAAUAAGCCUCAAGCCUUAUGUUUCUCCAUGUUACGCUCGCUUGCCUAGCUUUACGAAUAUUGCUUUGUUUUCUGUUUAUGCAUAGCCUUGGUUUGUUUGACCCUCUCCCUCAUUUACAUGCAUGCAAUCAGACAGGCCACUAAGGUAAAAGAGUCUGCUAUAUUAUAGUGUUGAGAGCGUGUGUAGUGCUGCAUCUUAUGACAAGGGGACAGACAAAGCUGGGAUGUCAGGAAAAUGAACAAAAGGGACACAGAUUAUUUGGGGUGAGUGGGUGGUGGGAGCCCAGAGCAAGAUGGAGGGUGCAGAGGGCUAGGGUAGGGCGUGUAGAAGGGAGGUGGGUGGGCCAGGUGAGCUGAAGGGGUAUUGUGUAUUGUGUCGAUGAAGCGUGUUUAUUUUCAUGAAAGGUGGUCACUUGUGGCAGCCCUUACUUUAUCACAGUGCCCCAGGGUCUGCAGAGAAAGCGGGGAUCUUUGGGUUCUGGACUUUGUCAUGUCCCUCCCUAGUAGAUUUUGUUCCUUUGAAUGCUAAUUAAAACGCCAAAACCCAA